This is a messenger RNA of Blastocystis hominis, 2481 nucleotides long. RefSeq lists its product as hypothetical. The coding region runs from base 1 to 2481 and encodes 826 amino acids. Gene Ontology annotation, biological process: lipid metabolic process. The record is from RefSeq and is a predicted model, not a curated record. NCBI's taxonomy places the organism in Eukaryota, Bigyra, Opalinata, Blastocystidae. The transcript is spliced from 12 exons. Gene Ontology annotation, molecular function: protein binding.
AUGCUCAUCAUAACAAAAACCCUUGUUUCAAAAGAGUUCACCUUCUGUAUCACUAGCUACUGCGUCUUGACCUCUCUGGAAUCCUGGUUGGUAACCGUGUCUCUCGUUUUGCUCACUGUUCCGAAGUUCACGAAAACGGGACUGAAACGAAUCUUGGAAUCCGCAGUGAUUCGGGUAGUUUGUAAUGACGAGACGCUAGGCAUGCUGGCAGAGACCCUCCUAUCGACGUCGUCCUUUCAAGAUCUCUGCUUCACCGACAUCAUCUGCGGUCUGCUUCUCAACAAUCUCGUUUGGCACCACAAACGCGAGAGCGGCGUUCCACUCAACGUCGUAAAGAAUCUCCCACUCGACCAAUACCUCGUUUAUCUGAAAGAACACCCCGAAGAGCUGCAAAGCCACCCAAUCGAACAGGAAGAAACGUUAUUUACGAAUAAGGAAGUGCUUAAUGAGCUAAAGCACUAUGCGGAAUAUGCAAAUGCGAUCUAUGGCGUUUCCUUCGAAUCGCUUCGAAAAAUGAAAGAGGGGAAAGUGCCUCCGUUCGUUUCCAUGCUUCGGCAAAUUCGAAAACGACUCAUCGAGGGAAGGAGUUCUAUUUUAGAAGUUGUAACAAUGAGCACUCUGAUCGAAGAGUGCAAGGGAGAGUUGAUUUAUUACUCUCUAGACGACAAUCUGGACGCUACUCCGUGGCUUCUAGCGUACGAUUACUACACCGACGCUGUGGUUUUGUGUGUUCGCGGAACGAAAACGCUGGCGAACGUGCUCACCGACAUGCUGAGUCGACCCGUAUCACUCGAAAGCCUGGGAAAUCGAUAUGGAUUUAACGGAAAGAACGCAUACACACACCAAGUGGAUACGAUUGCGACGUUUAACAAGCAGGGAAUGCUUCUGGUCACGGAGAGCAUCUUGCAGAGUUUAGAGGAGAGCAACAUUCUCACAGCAUUGUUGCACAAUCGUCCCAAUCUCACAGAUAUCGAGAUAUCACACUCCGUUCGUUCGCACAUCACGUCGUUCACGCGGUUAAUCAUCACAGGACAUUCCAUGGGCGGCGGCGUGGCGUCGCUACUUUCGCUGGCGCUGCAACGCGACUUCCCGAACACGUGCUACACAUUCGAUCCACCGAGACAAACUCUUUCUCCCUGUCUGGUGCCCGACACACUUGCAAACACGUUCACGACCAUCAUGGGAGAUGAUUUAUUCCCUCGCUUCUCUGCGCAGACCUACAUCAAUCUGCAGGACGAUAUCGUUUCUGGGCUUUGCCACUGCAAGAAAACCAAACUGGAGCUGUUCUGGUGCUUGCUGCCUUGGUCUCACCCCAGCGACGAUUCGCAGAUUCCAGCCGAAAAGGUUCUCUAUGAGAAGAACUGGAAGCAGGCUAGAGCGAAUGGAGAGCCGGUGAAGCCGUGUCUGCUGCCUGGGCAACUGAUCCAUUUCAAGCCAUGCACUGUUGAGAUCAAUAAUCCAGAUGGGUCUGUGUACAGGAAAAGUGGGGUGAAAGCCAUUGCCGCCAAGGAAGACGAUUUUGCUGAUUUCAGAGCGGGAAAGAGAGGUUUGCUCCACCACUUUGUUUUCAAUGUGGACAAUGUAAUCCAAAGCAACCAAGAUUCAUUAAUAAGUCCCCGUGUAUUUAUAUACAACAAAAGAACAAUGUUUGCAUUGCGGUGUUUUUCUACACGAUGUGAUGCAUUUUCACAGUCAGCGAUAAGAAAACAAUUAUUUUCAACAGGAUUCAAAGACGAAGGUGACUUUUAUAUAGACCCCGAGAAGAUCAUUCAAACAAUCAAGGAAUUACCCAAAUCAAGUGUUUCGCUACCCGAAUCGGUAAUUAGCGCUUUGAAGGACGAUUCUGUUAUUAGUGAUUUUUCUCAGAAAGACAUUGGCGUGAUUACGAAAAUGUUGGAAAAGCAAGCGUUUUCUUCGAAGCAAGACCAGAUCGACGUGUUUAACAGCAUGGUCAUUGCAUGCUGCAAUGCCAGAGACUGCGCCUUCGAGAAGGGAAUUUUGUCUUCUAUGUCGAUUCCCGCCACCACAAGCAUUUACAUGAUGCUGUUUAAAUACAAGCAGUACGACAAAAUUAUCCAUCUCUACGAGAUAAUGAGCAAAACAGACAUGAACUUGGACGAAAACGUGCAACUGAGCAUCAUUCGUUCCUACAGCAACUGCCAGCGUCUAGAAGACGCGUUGGCUGUAAUGAACAAACUCAUCCAUUCGAUCGAAGCCCAGCUUCAAACCGCUCCGAACGAAUCCACCAAAUCCACUCUUCAAACCCAACUACUAAAAGCAUACUCAACAGGCAUUGAAGUGAACUGUCGAAACAAUCAAGGCGACGCAGCGUUGCUAUUACUUCACGAAAUGGCCGAGAAAACAGAGCAUUCGCUCACCAUUCCUCGCAGCUGCUACACCGUUCUUUUUAAUUACUUCUCGAGCAGCGAUGCCGAAUCGGAGAGUUCGAAAAGCAUCAAAGAGAAACUAAACGAGAUGUAA